Molecule: messenger RNA, 1585 nt
Organism: Drosophila bipectinata
Lineage: Eukaryota; Metazoa; Arthropoda; Insecta; Diptera; Drosophilidae
Source: RefSeq, a predicted model, not a curated record
CUUAAAGGCCAAACGACAGUCUGGCAUCACUGGCGCUAGGCCGAACUUUGCUGUCCUGGGGAAAAUUCGUGAAAAACUUUGUGCCGAUUUUUCGGUGGCCAUGCCCGUGAUUACCAAAUAAUCCGGACGGACAGCGGACAUGCUGUUCCCCAUUGACGGCCCGUAAUAAGCCGUUAAUUACCAUUUAGGAAACGAAACAGCAAAAGCCAAAAAAAUCCAAAGCGUUUUUGUAAGCCCGGACCCCGAAGAGUCAGAGUCAGUGUCCCCCCAGAAAAAUAUGACACCGUUCGAUGAUUUCGUUUAUUUGAUAAAUCAUGUUUUGUUGGGCGAGGAGCCGACCAUUGAAGACUUUAUACUGCUGGUGGGCACCCUGGUGGCCUUCAUAGCCUUCAUCCUUUGGUGUUGCUUUCCCAUCCAACCCAAGGAACCGGGACCGCAUCGCCAGUUUACCUGCAAAAUCAUCCAGAAUCCCAUUAAGGCCUUCGACGCGGCCCCCAGCACGGAGGAGGCCAAUGCUGCGGGUAGUAGUUCGAGUUCUGGAGGUGCCGGAGGCAACACCUCCAGCUGCAUGCAGUACAAUGGCAGCUCCUCCAGCGGUAGCUACAGCAAAAAUGGCACCGUGGCCAUGCACAACUACUAUGUCAAAAAUGGACAUCACUGCUGCACCUAAUUGUGGGAUAGAAUACCCAUCAUUAUCACCGUCAUCAUUGAUAGAAUCACCGCCACCGCCAACAUCACAACCACCAGUAUUACUAGCCAUUGCCCAUGUCCAAGGCUGGGCGAUGUUGCUUAGUAAUCGCUGCUCAUUGUGGCGCUUGAGAUCCUUGAUUCCAUUUAUAGAGAGCACAGUCAUCCGUAUGCGGCUAGCAUAUCGAUUAGGAUUUGUGCCAAUUGGUGGUUCGACGACAGGUUGUUAGGCAGCAGCUGAAAGCAGCUGUAACAGGCACAUUUGAAUUGUAAUUGCUCAGACUGAUUUGUUUAUGGAGGAACAGGAUGGAACUGGAUGAACAGGAGGACAAGGAGGAGGCUUGCAGGACACAGACACACACUUCUGUUUGUGUAUUAGUUUCUAACAGGUUUCUAAAACUUGUUGUGCCCAAUAACGGCGAGGAUGUGUUGUGUUUUUCUGUGUGUUGUUGUGUGUGUGUGUAUGUUUAACUUGUAGACACUCGACACUCUAACUCUAAGUAUUAGCACACGCCUGCUCCAGCAUCUCUUUCUCUCUCUCUCCAACUUCCCAUCCCUCCCCAAGCCCCAAAUAUUCCAAAAUCCAAGACAUUUUGCCCACAAUGCAAGUGAGCAAAGAAAAAAACGAUUAAAUCUCCCAUAAAUAUUAAUAAUAUACAUAUAUAUAUUUAUAAAUAUCUCUAAGAUACACACCAAUGGAUUAGAAUAGUUUUUUUUUUUGCUUUUGAUUUCCUCCUAAAUGCUAAUUAAUAUUUAAUAUUUGUAUUUAUAAUGUGUGGUAUAUUUAUUGUAUGUUAAUCGCCGAAUCUUUGAUCUCAUUUAAUGAUUUGUGUUUUUUUUUUAAGAUAAUUCCAACAACACACUCCACUCCUCCACUGUGCAGGGCUUGUAAAUCCCU